This is a messenger RNA of Cladophialophora psammophila CBS 110553, 348 nucleotides long. RefSeq lists its product as uncharacterized. The transcript has 2 exons. The coding region runs from base 1 to 348 and encodes 115 amino acids. NCBI's taxonomy places the organism in Eukaryota, Fungi, Ascomycota, Eurotiomycetes, Chaetothyriales, Herpotrichiellaceae. The record is from RefSeq and is a predicted model, not a curated record. Gene Ontology annotation, cellular component: cytosol.
AUGUCUUCAGAGAAGGUCAACCUCGAGACACCACCUAAAUGUACGGCAGACUUUUGCCUUAUCCCGCUCGGCACACCCACGGCUUCAGUGUCGGCGGAAAUUGCUGAGGUCCAGCGCCUCAUGAAACGCAGCGGAUUGAAAUAUAGUAUGCACUCGGCGGGAACUACUGUUGAGGGAUCCUGGGACGAUGUCAUGCGAUUGAUCGGCCAGGCACACACACUGCUUCAUCGGAAGGGCAUAGUACGCAUCCAGAGUGAUAUCCGCGUAGGGUCUCGCACAGAUAAAGCACAGACUAUGGAGGACAAAGUCGCGGCCGUGGAGAAGUUGCUAGCUGGGGAUGAGGCCUGA